Molecule: messenger RNA, 1721 nt
Organism: Emiliania huxleyi CCMP1516
Lineage: Eukaryota; Haptophyta; Isochrysidales; Noelaerhabdaceae
Exons: 4
Coding region: 68-1417 (449 amino acids)
Biological process (GO): lipid metabolic process
Source: RefSeq, a predicted model, not a curated record
GAUAUUUUGGGGUGGUGCCUCAGAUCGUGGCGGUGGCGACGGGCCGCUGCGCCCGCGGCACGCGUCGAUGAUUACGCCACCGGCCACCGGCCGCCGGUGCCGUAUCGUGAAGCCUGCCUUCGCUCUCAGCGGCCGCUGGUGCCGUAUCGUGAUGCCUGCCUUCGCUCUCACCCUCCUGGUCGUCGGUCUCAUGCUUGGUGCUGAGCGCCGCAGCAACGUGAAAAGCCGAAUCCACGUGCGGCCGCCUCUCCUCAACGAAUCGAUGCAGGAGUUCCUCGUGCGGCGUGGCUACCCCUUCGAAGACCACGAGGUAUUGACGCCCGACGGAUACAUCCUCUCGCUGCAGCGCAUCCCCAACCCGGGGGCCAUGCCGGUCCUCCUCGUCCACGGCAACUUUUUCGACGCGUGGGCGUGGAUCAGUGGCCCAAACGAGCGGUCCCCGGGCCAGCAGCUGUACGAGGCCGGGUUUGAUGUGUGGCUCGCCAACAACCGAGGCACGCCCUACGGCCGCCGCCACGUCACGCUGGGCGAAGGGAGGGAGGUGGAUCAGAACGCGAAAUUUUGGAAUUGGACGUACUCGACCCUCGCGCGCAACGACUGCCCCGCCAUCGUCGCAAAGGUGCUUCACGAGACCGGCGCCGAGCGCAUCAACUAUGUCGGCUGGUCACGCGGCACGAACCAGGCCUUCAUAGCGAUGCAGGACCCGGCGCUCAAGGCCUACUUCGAGCGGCACAUCAACAUAGCCACGAUGAUCGCACCCGUCACGUACAGCAAACACACGUCUUCGCUGAGCCUGCAGUCGCUCGCUGCCGCCCGCGCCUUUGACUUGCUGCACCGCGUCUGGCCCUACGGCUUCCUCUCCACCGACGCGGACUACAAGCCGCUCAACUGGCUGGUGCAGACUGUAUGCCUCGCCACCGGGGGCGCCGUGUGCGAGCUCGUCAAGGAGCAGAUGUUCGGGCCCAGCCCGUACGACGACAUGGAGGUCAUCUCGAUGGGGUUCUUCUCAAACUUCCCCGCCGGCACGGCGGUCAAGGACGUGCAGCACUUCAUGCAGGGCGUCGGGAGUGGCGAGGCGCGCUUCCAGGACUUCGACUACGGCAGCCGCGACAACCUGGCUGAGUAUGGGACGGCCGCGCCCCCGCGCUUUAACCUGACCGCCAUCCAAACGCCGCUCGCCUUCUUUCGAGGCGGGAGCACGCACACGCUUGGCACGCACGUGCGCGAGAACGACGUGUACACCGAGAUCCGCGACCACACGAAGAUGGUGCAGGAGCUGGCGCCUGGCGUGCUCAAGUACGACAAGACCUUUCGCGGCUUCUCCCAUUGCACGUGGGCGGGCGGUAAUGCCGCGUCGUGGCAGAUGUGGUGGCCAGACUUCCUCCGAGUCCUAAAGAGGGACUGGAGGGCGUCGUGAAGGGCGACACAGCGGCGCAACCGUGGGAACUAGGAUACGCGCCGUGCGCGCUGUGUGUGCUGUGUGUGCUGUGUGUGCAAGGGCGGCCGGGGGGGGGGGGUUGAGAGUGCUUUGUGCUACCGUAUGUGCAGUGUUUGCGUGUGUGCUGUGUGUAUGGUUGCGUUGCCGUUGUUUGGGCCGCCACCCGUUGGUUGAGUGCGACGUGUUGCUGUGCGUAUGUGUGCGACCGCGCAGCCCGCAGCGCGCAGGCGCACAGCCUGGUAAAGUGUCAUUGAGUUACGUUGCGUAUUAAAUGCGUCUCAUC